Molecule: messenger RNA, 7669 nt
Organism: Oncorhynchus kisutch (coho salmon)
Lineage: Eukaryota; Metazoa; Chordata; Actinopteri; Salmoniformes; Salmonidae
Product: BCL-6 corepressor-like
Exons: 19
Coding region: 749-6688 (1979 amino acids)
Biological process (GO): negative regulation of transcription by RNA polymerase II
Cellular component (GO): nucleus
Molecular function (GO): protein binding; transcription corepressor activity
Source: RefSeq, a predicted model, not a curated record
GAACGCUCAAACAGGCAACUGCUACACAAGCAGGACAACAACCCAAUCACCACCACAAAUUUGAGACAAUGCUGAGAGUUGUGGGACAUUUGUUGUGUCUCUUUAUAUGCCGUCGGGGAGCUGAUUGCUUGACAGAGACACUGGUGGAACUUGGACAGAAUACAACCAUAUACUGUUCUCUUAACAUAGAAAGUGCAUACUGGUACAUUCAGCACCAACCACAGCCUCCACUGGCCAUACUCCACUCUUUCACUAGUAGGAGUCCUGCUGCUUUUUAUUACAAUACUACUUUUAGACAGAAAUAUUCAUUAGAAACAGGACAUAGAUUGUUAAUACAUAAUGUAACAGUAGAUGAUUGUGGAGUGUACUACUGUGCAAAGAAAGAAGACCAGAGUCUCCUAUUUAGCAAUGGUACCAGACUCAUGACCGCUGACUAUCCAAACCAGACCUCCAACUGCAGGUCAUCAUGGGAGAACUGUCUUCUGUUCAUUUACAGUGUUCUGAAGGUUAUUCUGAUCGUUAUGAUCCUGGUACAUAUCGUGGCCUUGGCAUGUCAGAACAGAAACUGUAUUAUAAAACUAAGACCACCUCAAGAUGCAGACCAGAGCUGUGACUUCUGUGGAAAUGGCCAAUGAAAUUGCAGUGAAGAUCACAGGAACAAAAUAAAGGAUUGUACCAGUGAGGGAUGGUGGGAGGCCGACUACCCAUGUGGAUCUAACCAUCCAGGAACCACCACAUCACACAAAGCAUGGUGGAUGCGAGUGCUGCUUGCAGAAUGAACCCGCUAGCUGCCCUGGGCAUGGACCGUAGCAGCCUGAUGAGGGAGAGCCUCCGCGUCCACGGAGGGAUGGUCUACCCGGGCAUCCGCACCUUGUCCGCCUCCGAAAAAGCCAGGGAGGGGGUCUCCUCCUUGCCCCUGGGCUACGACCUAGUCUACAAACCCGAAGGGUUGACCUUGGACGGCAGGAAGCCUGGUAACGGUUAUGUGGGUCUGUAUAAGAGCUCUCCCCCUGGGUUGCAGAGGCCUGGUGGAGGAGGGGAGGGCCUGGGAAUGGAGCGGCGUGUGGGGCCUGGAGAUAAACCCUCUGAGCUGGGCCUCAACGGCAACAACGGCUUCCUGCGACUUCCCUGGGCAGUAAACCCGUACGCGGACCCCGGACUGUACCCCUUCCUGGACUCCUCCAAAUACGCAGCCCUCAACAUGUACAAGGCCUCGUUCCUGUCCCAGCCCUCACCCUACCUGCCCCAGCACCUGGCCUACCAGUCCCUGUGUGGAGGGGCGGGGGGUAGUGCUGCUGGGGCAGAGCGCCUCUUCUACAUGCCCCCGUACCCCCCGGCCCCCAUCUCCUCCCCCCUGGCCCCUCCUAUGAGGAUCCCCAUGGCCACGGUGGUCCCCAACACCCUCUCCCCGAUGCAGGGCCUGGGGCCCCGGAUCCACCACGAGGCCUCCCCCUACGGUUCCCAGCUUCACCAGCAGCACCAGGCCCACCAGCAGUCCCAACCCCAUCACCAGUCACAUAGUGACAGGCAGCCCCAGUCCCAACCCCAUCACCAGUCACAUAGUGACAGGCAGUCCCAGUCCCAACCCCAUCACCAGUCACAUAGUGACAGGCAGCCCCAGUCCCAACCCCAUCACCAGUCACAUAGUGACAGGCAGCCCCAGUCCCAACCCCAUCACCAGUCACAUAGUGACAGGCAGCCCCAGUCCCAACCCCAUCACCAGUCACAUAGUGACAGGCAGCCCCAGUCCCAACCCCAUCACCAGUCACAUAGUGACAGGCAGCCCCAGUCCCAACCCCAUCACCAGUCACACAGUGACAGGCAGCCCCAGUCCCAACCCCAGUCACAUAGUGACAGGCAGUCCCAACCCCAUCACCAGUCACACAGUAGAGACAGGCAGCCCCAGUCCCAUAGUGACAGGCAGCACAACAACAACAGCAGCAGUAGUAAGCUCAGCCGGACUUCCUCUAGUAAGAGCUCUGGCAGCAGCAGCAUUCACAACAGUAGCAGUAUUACCAGUAGUAGUGCUGGGACUGGCAUUAGCAGCAGCCUACCAGUGGACUCCACCCAAGCACUUAUAAUGCAGUCCCCCCGCACAGCCCCUCCCCAGACCUCAGUCCCUCCCCCCUCUCCUCUCAUAGACAACAGCACUUUGGACAUCCAGAAGUCACUGUUCAGAAGCCCUCCCUGCUCCUCCACCACCACCACCUCUUCCUCCCUGUCGGUGUCCCAUCCUUUCUACAUGAGCAGCAUGUCCUCUGAGCACCGCUCCCCGGUGCGGUCCGGCAGCAACACCCACAAAGCCAAAGAGCAGGGCAGCAGCUCAGAGCACAGGAAUGUGGGGAGGAAUGGGGAAAGGAAGCGGAGCCAGUCCCCUUUAAAGACUUUGUCCUCUGAUAGACCAGCAGUACUACAGGCUCCUGCCAAAGACCCUGCGGACAAGCCUCUGGAUCUGUCAGCCAAAAUCCUGGAGUUGGAAGGCUCCCCCAACGGAUUCCCCCCAAAACUAGAGGCCUUGGCUAAGCCGGGCUACUCGCCCGCGGCUCGAUACGGCUUACCACCCAGCCGGGAGCUCCUCAAAGAGACCCUCUCCCCGUCAGGGGCUUCCUCCAAAACCUCUGAGAGGCCUGAGAUCAUUAGCACUUUACGCUCCUCCUGGGUGGUGCCCAGCCCGACCCCGGUCCACGACAGCUCCAGCUCAGACGCCAACCACAACAAAGACCCCUCCGUCAUCAAACAUAAAAACCUGGAGAACUUGUCUUCGCCGCAGCAGCGAAGCUCUUCCUGUCCCAGGAUUGGUGAGGUCGAUGGGGCUGUCGCCCCCAGCCAUGCCCCAGCUGUGCUAGCCCCUUCUGGGAGCCGACCGUCCUCUGCCUCCCCCUCUCCCAAGGUCAACGGUGAUUGGCUAAGAUCCUCCCCCAACUACUCUGAGACAGCCCCCUCUUCCAACAGAGUGGGCAGCCAUCCCUCUUCUGGGAAACCCCUGAAGAAACCAGAGGCUCAGGAGAUGCCCUUCAAACCCCAGCAGCCGCCCCACUUAGACAACAGCCAUCCAUCCGGCCACCCCCCCAGCCACCUCUACCUCCCCCAGAGUGACGGCUAUCUGCCCCCUAGCCUAGCUUACGCUAACAGAUACCUGCCCUACUCGGUCCAGGAGAGCAUGUCCCUGCCCCACAUGUCCAUGCCAGGCAAAGGCCCACUGUACCCUCACCCUGUUCUGCUGGGCAGCAGCAGCCUGUACCCACCCCGCCUGCCCCCAAAGCAUGGCCUCCCAUACGGCAUCCCCCCCAGCCACGGGGACUACCUGACCUUCCAUGACUCCCAGGAGAUGGUCCACCCCCUCAUGUCCUCCCCCCACACAAGCCUGGACCUCAAGACCAGCGAGCGCCUGCAGGAGCUCAGGUCCAGGCCCAAGGAGAAGAUUUGGCAGCACCACGAGGGCUCUGCCCCGGCCUACAAGACCCAGGCCCCAGACACUAAACACACCCGCAGAGGGGACAGAGAGACCGACAGGUCCACAGGCCUGGGCUCAAAGAGCCUCAACCACAAGCCCCUGACGGGAGCUAGAGAGGAGAUAGUCUGUAUCGACUUAAUCCAAGACGAUGGGGACAGCGACUCUCCCCUGACCAAAGCUGUCUCUCCAUGCGCUAAGAGAGGCGACCCUUCCAAACCUGUGGGUAGUGGGAGUAUCGGGAGAAACGAGGGGAGAGAGGCAGAGCUCCAGCACAUGCUCCGUACCGGCCAGGCUGUUGAACUCAGGCCAGGCCAGGCCCACAGGCAGGCAGACCAGCAGCAACGCAGCCAGCUGUGGCUGGGCUUCCACCCUUCCUCCCUCUGUCCUGAGCCCCCCUCCCUCUCCCCCUGCCCUUUCCCCAGACAUGAGGAGGACAGCCCCAGCCCUUCAGAAAGCAGCCCCAUCUCUGACCUGCCAGAGGAGCAGACCCUUCGCUGCGCAAGGACUUCUGGAGACCGCACCUCUUGGGACUGUAGAGACCAAUCUUUAGAGGGCCUUAAGAGCAGGGACUGUACUUUUGAGGACCACACCUCUGUGGACCGUAGUUCUGGGGACCGCAGUUUCUGGGACCAUACGCAUGAGGACUGUACUUUUAAGGACCGCAGCUCUUGGGACCGUACACGUGUGGAUCUUACAUGUAGGGUCCGCUCUUCCGAGGACCGCACCUCCGCAGACCACUCUCCUAGGGAACGCACCUUGAACGAAUCUGGGUUUAGGAAUGAAAGGACCAUGGACCACUACUCGGACCUGGACAAGGACAUGCACACGGACACAGAGUCCCACGAGGGUGAGGAGUACGACGACCAAGGCUGCCCCAGGGCCAGGAGGUCCAGCCUGGCCAAGCGCAUCGCUAACUCCUCUGGCUACGUUGGUGACCGCAUCAAGUGUGUCACCACCGAGCUUUACGCCGACUCCAGCAAGCUAAGCAGAGAGCAGCGGGCACUGCAGAUGGAAGGCUUAACACAAGAGGACAGUAAAUUAAGUCAACCUGCUGCUUACUGUGAGCGUGCUAUGCUGCGCUUCUCUGAGCUGGAACUGAAGGAGAAGGAGGGAGGAGGGGGCGGCGGUGGAUUUGGCAGACAGCCAGCCCUGCCCACGGCCCCAGUGGAAAGGCUGGCCCAGAAGGAUGCCAACCCUGGCAUCAUGCCCACCAUGCCAGCCUCCAUGCCCACAACGGUGCCUGGCAGGAAACACGCAUAUGCCCUGGAACCGUGCCAGCCGCUCCAGGCCGACAGCCAGGGGAAAGAGCGGGAGGAAAAUGAGAGAGAAGAGGAGAAGGAGGAGACGCUGGAUGUUCCAUCCAAAAGAGCCAGGCUAACCAACGGCCCCACUGAGUCCGUUCCAGAGGAACUAAAGAACCUCAAGGUGUGUAUCGAGCUGACCGGCCUCCGACUCAGCAAGCCCCGCCUCGCCCAGGAGCUCAGCCAAUGGCAGGCCGCCACCCAGAGGUCGACAGAGGUCAACGGAAGCAUGGCCAUGACGACGACCCUGCCCAACGGGUGCCCCGAGGUUGGCGUCACAGACAGGAAGGUUGCCUCACAGGAAGACCGGAGCCUGAAACGCAGGUCAGAGGUCAACGGCCACGCCUGGUGCCAUGAAACGUUUGGUCACGGCGACAUCGAGCGAGUGGUGCUGCCGUCUGUUCCUCUGACCCCAGCGCAUCGGGACCGCCUCUACCGGACCCCGUCCACCACCCCUGUCAGAAAACCACCCCUGCAGACCACCACCCCUGCCCUCACCCCCUUUCACUCCCUGGCCCCUGCACACCCCCACAUCACCCUCACCCCCAGCCCUCCACGGCUGUCAGACAAGAGACAGAGGCUAAAAGAACACCGCAGGACCAGCGCUUUGGGACUGGGACCCCCCGGCCCUCACCCCGACCAUGAACCUAACCCAACGGGGGACCUAGUGGCUCCCAGACUCCGUUGGCACGGCGACCAGGACAAGCCCAAGGGCAAGCGGCAGUGGGAGAGAGAGAGGCUGGGGAAUGUAGAACUGAGGGAAGAGAGGGAGAAUAAGCAGGUCAAGGAAAAGCGAUGCAGCGAGAGGCGGAGGAGGUCUUCAUCCCUGUCGGAUUACUCCCACUCCUCCCCCGCCCCCCCUCUCACCCCGCCACCCCAGCUCAGCCCUCUGCCCAGCCCUACAGAGACCCAGGACAGCACUCCAACCCCCUCCAACCCCCCGGUGCCCAUCUCUACCCCUGCCAGCCGACCCAUGCCUCCCGAGGCCCGCAGGCUCAUCGUCAACAAGAACGCAGGAGAGACCCUGCUCCAGAGGGCUUCCCGCCUAGGAUACGAGGAUGUAGUGCUGUACUGCCUGGAGAACAGGGUGUGUGACGUCAAUCACCGUGACAACGCGGGCUACUGUGCGCUGCACGAGGCAUGUGCACGUGGCUGGCUUGCUAUCACUCAGCACCUGCUGGAGCACGGUGCCGACGUCAACUGUAGCGCCCAGGAAGGCACCAGGCCCCUCCAUGAUGCGGUGGAGAAUGACCAUCUGGAAGUGGUCCGUCUGCUGCUGUCCUACGGAGCUGACCCAACCCUGGCUACGUACUCUGGCCGCAGCCUCCUCCGCAUGACACACUCCCACGGCAUGGAGGGAUUCCUCUCUGGUGAGACUGCUUUAGAGAUGAGUAUUUUUUCCGACCUGAAGGGGCGUGAAGACACUGACGAAGGCAUCUACUGGGAGUUUUACGGCAGCGCCGUGUGUGAGUCAGGUGAGGACCCAGCAGCCUAUGACAUCCUGGCUAACCCCCCAGGCCCAGGAGAGGAGGAGGAGGAGGACACGAGGCAGGGCUUUGAGUUUGAGUUCUCUGACCGACCCCUCCUGCCCUGCUACAACAUUCAGCUCUCCCUCUCACAGGGUCCCAGAAACUGGCUGCUGCUAUCAGACGUCCUGAAGAGACUCAGAAUGUCCUCCAGGGCGUUCAGGGCAGCAUUCGCCCAUCUGGAGGUAGCAACCAUCGCCGAGGCAGAGUUCUACAAGCAGGCGUCACUGUCGCAGCUCUUCUCGUGCCCCGACGAGCUCGCCGCCUUCCUCCCCGACAGCAAGGAGCUGCUGGACCUGGUUGAGACCAGCUCGGAGAUGGCUGCGCUGCUGGGCUCCUCGCUAGAGUGUUUGGACAGCCAAUGGGAACCCAAAGGGGCCCGGGUCAAAGCUAAAGCCCGCUCGUGACCCUGAGAUACACACACAGAGGGUGACUCUCAAUAAGAUCUACUUUCUCCUGAAGUGGACACUCCUUCACUAGUUUCCACAAAUCUGGUGCAGUUAUUUGGCUAGUGGUAGUUUUCCACCAUGUUUCUUAUACCAGUCCUUUCCUUUCAAAUCGGUGCAGGGAAGGGAACACUUUGGGAGGAAGGAGAGAGUAUUGGGACGUAGCCAACACACACACACGCUCCAUGUGUACGUUCCCAUGCCCUGUGAGGACUGGACGUUGAAUACUGGACAGUAUCCCUUCAAAGAGGAAACAGACCCCAGCGCCACACAAACUGAAUUUUUUAAAUAAAUAUAUUAUAUAUGUAUACAUUAACAGCCGAUUUAAUUUGUUCUAUAUAUAUAUAUAUGUAUGUAUAUCCAUACUGUAUAUCUGCUGCUUUGGUUGUCAUGUUGUGGUCAGGUUGUGGGUUUUGACACUGUUUGGGUUGACUAGGCUAGUGAACAGGUCAGGAGCAAUGUGAGUCGAAUGUGGACCUCUGAGGUAAAGGUUAUUGUUUGACUUUGGAUCAUGGCAGUGCACUUGAUUUGAGCUUUACCGACCCAUUGGACUUUGAUAGAUAUAUAUAUAGAGAGGUGAACUGUGACAAAAACAUUUUAGCACUCAUGGCUCAUCCCAAAGAUUUGGGGAUUUUUAUUUUCAACAUUGUCUAAAAACCUAGCUUUAUUUGUCUCUUAUUUAUAACAAUGAGGAAUUAAGAUAUUUGAUGUGGGUUUUUUGUAAAAUAUAAAUGUAAGAUACUACAAGCCAUUUCAAUUGAAGAGUGAGAUUCAUGCUUGAACUUGUAAAUAAGAUGACCAUUUCAGUAACUGGUUUUCUGACUGGGGUGUUUGGUUUGUUUGUUUUGGCAAUGUAAGUGUUUAAACUUUGUAAUUAAAUACACUUAUUUGUAUUUAUAUUUUACAAAAAAGUUCAUUUAAAUAAAUCGCAAUAAAAGUGAA